Molecule: messenger RNA, 1905 nt
Organism: Aphidius gifuensis
Lineage: Eukaryota; Metazoa; Arthropoda; Insecta; Hymenoptera; Braconidae
Gene: rush
Product: pleckstrin homology domain-containing family F member 2
Exons: 8
Coding region: 51-854 (267 amino acids)
Cellular component (GO): early endosome
Molecular function (GO): phosphatidylinositol binding; metal ion binding
Source: RefSeq, a predicted model, not a curated record
UGAAAUAAUUUUUUUAUUUCAGAACAUAUUUUGUUUGACAGAGAGAAAUCAUGGUUGAUCGACUUGUUAAUACUGAAUCAAAUGCCAGAAGAAUUGCUAUGGUGGAAAACUGCUUUGGCAGUUCAGGCGUUCCACUUGGUGUACCUGGCAGAGUACUGGUUGGUGAAGGUGUCUUGACUAAAAUGUGCAGAAAAAAACCAAAAUCAAGACAAUUUUUUCUAUUUAAUGACAUACUUGUUUAUGGAAAUAUAGUUAUUAAUAAAAAAAAGUACAACAAACAACAUAUUAUUCCGCUUGAAGAGGUCAAAUUGGAAUCAUUACAAGACGAUGCACAAUGUCGGAAUGGUUGGCUUAUUAAAACAGUAACAAAAUCAUUUGCUGUACAUGCUGCAACAUCAACAGAAAAACAAGAAUGGAUGGCACAUAUAACUAAAUGCAUAGAAGAUCUUUUAAGAAAAAGCGGUAAAAAACCAGUGGAAACACAUGCUGCUGUCUGGGUGCCUGAUAAUGAGGCAAACAUUUGCAUGCAUUGUAAAAAAUCUCAAUUUACAGUUCUCAAUAGAAGGCAUCAUUGUCGACAAUGUGGAACAGUUGUUUGUGGACCAUGCAGUAAUAAAAAAUUGUUUUUACCUGGACAAGGAAAUGGUAAAGCUGUACGUGUUUGUCUACAGUGUUAUGAUACAGCAAGUAAAGUUAAAGUAUCAUCACCAACUGGUGUCAACAAUAAUUCAGAACAACGUAAUUCAGCAGAUAGCUCAGGUGGUGAUAGUUCUGGUGACGAUGAUGAUGCUGCUGCUAAUAAGGAAGAAACACAUGACGAACCAAAAUUCUACUCGACUCUUUUACAACGAUGAUUUUUACAAAAAUUAAAAUGAUAACGAAAAAAAUUGAAUAAUCAAUGACGAUAAUUAUUUGAAGAAAUUAAAUUAAUCAGGUUAAAUAUUAUUGAGUAAAUAACAGGAUACAAUUUACAUUAAUACAUACAUAUAUAUAUAAUUGACAGAAAAAAAAAGGAAAAACUAAUUAUUAUCAACAAAAAAUUGAUGAUAUUUUUACUCAGCAUAAAAUUAAUUAACUAUUAGUAUUUUAUUCGCAGUAUUUUUAAUUUGCGAAUAAGUCAGAUAUAUUAUUUUUUUUCUCUAUUGUUAAUAAUGUAAAAAUAUUAACCAUCAGUUAUCAAAUUAUUUUUUUGAUUAUUUUCUUUUAAAUAAUUUAAUAAUGUCAAUAUUCAACUGAAUUUUUAAUCAUAUUUUCUUGAAAUUUGAUUUAUAGAUUUUUAAUUAUUAAUGUCAUUAUUUGUCAUAUUUAUUUUGUUUUUAAUUUCAACUGCUUUAUUGAGCUUUUUUUUUUGUUCUUAAACAAAUCACUAUUUUAAUAAUAUUUUGACUUAUUAUUUUUUCUUUUUUGAAUAUUAAUAUGUAAAAAAAAAUACGCCAAUUCGUGCCUUUGAGUCACAAAAAAAAUAAAUAAAUUGCACAGAUAAUUUAAAUUAUGGAAAAAUAAAAGUGACAAAAUCGAGAUAGAAUUUUUAUACAAUAAACUAAUUUUUCAUUAAAAUUUGAAAUGUAGUUAUUAUUAUUAUAUUUUUGUUAAUAUAAAAAUACAUUGAAAUCGAAAAAGAUAUUUUUUAAAUUUAAGCCUAUUAGCAGUCAAUAGUAAAAAUAAAAAAUACAAAAAACUUGGCAAUGAGAUAAAAAAAAAUUAAUUAAUCAAAAAAACUGUAAAAUUUUUGCAAUGAUUUAUAUUGUUAUAAAAAAAUAUUGCAGACAUUUACAUCUGUGUAUAAUUUUAUAGAUCUAAGCUAUAUUAAAUAUUAUAAAAUUGAAUUGUACCUUUAUUUUAUUUUAUUUUUUAAAUAAAAAAUAAAGCCACGUGCUAAAUAAAUAUCAAUUAAAAUGUAUAAAA